Messenger RNA from Spirodela intermedia, 11088 nucleotides. NCBI's taxonomy places the organism in Eukaryota, Viridiplantae, Streptophyta, Magnoliopsida, Alismatales, Araceae. The record is from the annotation of a GenBank genome assembly.
AUGGGCAACCAGGAUGUAUGGGAAGAUCAGCAUCACUCACUGCUGAAUGGUCUCUUGUCCAAUGAAGUAGCCAGUGUGACCAGGGUCCUCGACGCAGAUAGAUGGUCUUUGGCUGAAGCAAGGACUGGUGAGUUGAUAAAGUGCAUCCAACCAAAUCCACACUCGGAGGAUCGUAGAAACGCGGUUGUAAAUUAUGUUCAACGGUUAAUCGCAAAGUGUAUCUCCUGUCAGGUGGGCUAACUUACUAUCUCAUGUGGUUGCUUUACUAUUACAGCCAGUCUCACCAUGGAGCUCCCAUGUACGGUUGUAAUUGAAAGCCUGUUUUAAAAACCAACCUUCUAAUUGCUGGUGUUCAACCUUUUAAGUUCACUAGGUGUAUAAUAAUUUGGUGGCAAAGUCAAUUGCAAGAAUGUAAAAUAGAACUAUUAAUCUUUUGGAAAAUUUUCACCAUCUUCUGUCUUAGCUCAAUGGAAUUUUGUGUGGUAGAAUUGAUGCAUGACGAGUUAGCUUGCAGUUCUACAUUUUUCAAGCAUUUUCUUUCUUUCCUCGUGCUUUGAAAUUUCGUCUAAACUUCAAGCUUUCAUAUAAUUUUAUUUCUUUCCUUACUUCCUAUGAUUUCUGGAUGUCCUUCUCUUCCACGUCUGCAGUGGUUAUGGAGUACAUUAGUGAAAGUAUUCAAUCACCUCAUUAUGCAUGCAUAUGUGUUAUGGAGUUAAUUUCUAUUAUCCAACUGCUGUAGGGGGGUUUUUUUAUACAACUGCUGAGCUGCCUUGAUUCAUUACCUAGUACGUUGUAGGGGGGUGCCAAAUCAAAUGGUCGGUAAACUUUGUGAAGUCCCUGGAUAUUCUGUUAUGUCAUUACUUUAGGAUGACAUUGAUGAUGAUUUUUUUUGGUCUAUUUUGGGUUGGUAUCCCCAAAGGUGGAGUGGUAUGCUGAUACUUUUCUUCAUUUCUAUGCUGUAUUUUGGCAUUUAUCUUCUCAUCACAUUGAAUGGUUGUUUAUCUUUUAUUGGGAGAUGGAUCAUACCAGCUUAGUAUCUGUCCCUGUUCUUUUGGCUGAAUUUGUACUUCUGCUUAUUGAGUAUUUUGCCUUUCUCCAUUGAAAGUAGUGAAAUACAACUGCCAUAUAUCUAAGGAAGUUCGUGCCAUAAAUCUUAGCUGGCAAGUUAUUUGGUUGAGAUACCUACUUAUCAGUAAUAGAACUGCCUAGUUUUACACGCAGGAUGAAAAUAGUGAAGUCACGUAAGUUUGACCCCUGAAGACAAUGUUACGAAGCAUAAAUUUUUCUUUGUCACUGAACACUAUUAUGGAUAUUUCUUCCUUGUCUUAUGGGUUGUUUUCAUGGUGAUGGUUCUUGUCAGGUCUUCACAUUUGGUUCAGUGCCUCUGAAGACUUAUUUACCUGAUGGGGAUAUUGACAUGUCAGCUUUCAGCAAUAAUCUAAAUUUGAAGGACACAUGGGCUAGUGAGGUUCGAGAUAUGUUGGAGAAUGAAGAAAAAAGUGAAAAUGCCGAAUUUCGUGUGAAAGAAGUUCAGUAUAUUCAGGCAGAAGUACGUAAUAUCAUGAGAAAGCAACAGAUAAUUUCGUAGAAUAUUUUUAUAAUUUCCAGAAUUCUAUGUUAUGUUUUCUGUAUGAUUCUUCUCUGAUGUCUACGUUAGUUAGGACUUUUUUUUCCAUUUUAUUUCUUUCUUAUUCAGUAUCUAACAGGUUGCUGUUCUUAAAUUGUUCCGUAAUAGACCAGAGUUUUUUUUAUCACGCACUCUUUAACAGUUUAGGCGUAAUUUCUGUCCUCUUGUAGGUUUCUUCAUAUCUUGGUCUGUUGAGGCUGAUACUGGACAUGUGCUGUGACCCAUGAUCGCUUAUUUAGGCAUCUAAAUCACUUUAGUGAAAACUACUCCCUUUUGUCGUAAACAAGGACCCUGCAUAAAUGUAUCUCACUCAUUCUUUUUUCACUCAAAUCUAUCCUGCAUUGUCUACACUUGUGCCAUCAGCCAAGGAUCUACCUUUUGUAAAAUUUAUUUGAUCCCAGGCAAUAUGUUGAAUGCCUAUAGUCUUUCUCAUAAACUAAAUAUGACUCGAAUCAACAAAAAUAGAGCAUAGUGCCCUUUGUUACACGAUGGCAGAGUGUAGUGCCCUUAGUUACAUACUUCGUAACGUUUUUGAGUGUUAUAUCUCGUCUUUGGAUAUAAAUAUUCUCUUACGGGUGGUGGCAUAGCUUUCUAGAUUCUAUCAGAUGACAACGCAUUAUUCUAGACAAGGUAUUUGGCCGCAUGGGCAGCAUGCCUACAAUGGUGCUUCAGUUGGUCACCUUGGGAUAAUGGUGCCCUUGUUUGUUGCCUAGAGUCCAUCACUUGAAACCUUCUCUGAUAGUAUGUAUGCAUUUAGGGGUGAUCACUUAAUGACCCAAGUCUAGAAGAUGCUCAAUAGUUGUGAAAAGUGACAGGUCAAUACAAAUAAUAUUGAUAAAUAUAUGCUGGCUGAAUUGUCGAAAAUAAGGUUAAAGAUUAUAUAUCUUUUGAGCACUUUGUCUUCUUUGAGUUUUGUGCAUAUAGUUAUGGAAUUUAUUGGUUUCACAAUGGAGCACCCAGCAUUUUUUGUACGAUCUACUCUCUUUCAUUUCAGGUCAUAUUGAGAUGCAUAUGGAAACAUCCAUGUAUACAUCCCUCCACACAGCAAGAGUUGACCAUGUUGUAUAAACAGGCCCUCAUACAACAAGGGAUGAUGCAUUCUGUUUUCAUGCAGACGUUUUCAAGUUAGCACAUGAGCUUGCUGUAGAUUUAUCCAUUUUACAAAUUACAUUCAUACGUCAUUUUCAUGUUUUGUAUGGAAGAUCUGAGUUCUCUAAGCUAAAAUUUUAAAAUUAUGAAACAUUUGUAUCCUCAGUGAAGAUGAUUCGGUGAUGAAAAUGGGUAUCUCUAAGCACGCUUGAAGCUUUAGAAGAGCAGCUCAAGGGUAUUUUAGGAUACUGAACAUUGAAGAUGCACCCUAAAGAUUGUCCUUGAGGGAUAUUUAGGGUAUCUGACCUACUUGUUCAGGUUUAUGGUAGGACCCUGGUUCUAGACAAGAGCAGACAACAGACAUAUGGAAAUAGAAAAGGGAUAAAGAUUAACUGUAGGAAAUAUAGCUGGGCCCUGAAGAACCAUAGAGUGUUGAGGACGUUCGAGAGUUCCCCUCCUCUCCUUCAGCCACGGCUGCCCUAGAAUAUUCCUCGAUGCCUCCUUCCCCUCUACAACCUGAGCCCUAAUACCUCUUUUCCUUGUGCAGGGAAAAGACCUAGCUGCCCCUCAUUAAGUCCUCACUUGAAGGGAUUGUUUGGUCCCUUCAAGAGGUGGUACUAGGCCCUUCGGGCCGCUCUUCUUGGCUGAUAGUAGUUAGGCCCACUGGGGCCUAGCGGUUUAUUGUUAGAAGUUUAGAUGAUGCGUUUGUCACAUCUACUGUGGAGGGCUUAUGCAGGUUUCAAGUAUGUCAGUCAUGGAGAAAAGUAAUGUUCCAAGUUUUAAUGUAUUCGACCGAGUUUUUGUCGUUAUUUUCAUGAAGAAGUUGCUUAGCAUUGACGUGCCUUCCUACUAACAUUACAAAGUCUUUCAAGAUGUUCUUCUAAUAUGUCUUCUGUAUGUGAUCUUUCUUUUCGUUUUGAUGACUUGACAGCCGAUUGGACUAAUUUUUGUUUUAUCAUUGUUUCUUGAUAUGGUUUCGAAUGAUACUGAACUUAGUUAUGCAGCCCGUUUCUUAAAAAUAUCUUGGUUGUCUUACUAUUACAGACGAAAAUCGGCUCGUUUCUAAUUUACCCUUGGUCCAAUGCAGGUGAAGAUUAUAAAAUGUCUUGUUGAAAACAUUGUCGUGGAUAUAUCGUUUAAUCAACUUGGUGGACUGUGCACCCUUUGUUUCCUUGAAGAGGUGAUUUUUUUUUUGUUGUGCCACAAUUGUUUGCAGAUCAACCUUCAACUUGUCAAAAUAUUACUUGCCCCUGCUCUUUACGCUUACCAAGAAUCUUGUUGCACAGAUUGACCAGUUUAUAAGCCACGAUCAUCUAUUCAAACGGAGCAUUAUACUAAUAAAGGCGUGGUGCUAUUAUGAGAGCCGUAUUCUUGGUGCACAUCAUGGACUUAUUUCAACCUAUGCUCUGGAGAUAUUGGUGCUUUAUAUCUUUCAUGUAUUCAACAAUUCCUUUACUGGACCACUUGAGGUGACGUCUGAACAAGGAUCAAUGUUUUCGUCAAAAUUAGUAUUAUUACCACUGUAACUGAAUAUCUAUCCUUUAUCAUUCUUCUGUAGGUUCUUUAUCGUUUCUUGGAAUUCUUCAGUAAUUUUGACUGGGAUAACUUUUGUGUUAGCCUCUGGGGCCCAGUCCCUGUUAGUUCACUACCGGAUGUCUCAGGUAUCAAUUUUGUACAUUCUUGCCUAGCCUUUUUUUGUUAAAACAGUUUGCUGACUCAUCAGAUGUUUGAAUUCAAUUUUUUCUCGUUUUUGCUUUUUGAUGUCAUACAGCGGAACCUCCUCGGAAGGAUACUGGUGAAUUAUUACUCAACGAACAGUUCCUUGACAAUUGUAGUUCAAGGUAUUCUGUUUUUCCAGGCGGCCAGGAAAAUCAGGGGCAGCCUUUCGUUUCAAAGUUCUUUAAUGUUAUUGAUCCUUUGCGUACGAAUAACAACCUCGGGCGCAGCGUCAGUAAAGGUAUUUUGAUUCUUCCUUGAAAUAAGUAUUUUGUUUAACAGUCUGUUUUGCCUGAUAUCUUCAUUUUCACCUUGUUUAUUUGAGGAUGCUUAUCUGUUUAUUCUAUUGUUUCUUGGUUUAUGUAUUUGGUGGAGGUCAUUAGGUAGAACCCAGACUUUGUCAAGUUAAUAAAUGAAAUGGGAGCUUUGUUUCUUGUUGGAGUAGCUUUUCUUGGUGAAGCAAAAUAAUAUUCAAAUGCUCACCUGAAGCAUGUAAAACAACUUCUAAUUUUGUGUUGGUUAUCUUUUUAUUUACAUCUGAAAGGACGCCAUUUUUGUCGGCACUUUCUGAUUGGGAAUGCAGGGCCCUUUGAAUAGGGGGAACCGGAAUACAACAGAGGAUCACAGGGGAAAAAACUCACCUGUGCUGCAUAGCACCAAUGCCAGUGACUUGAGCUUCACAACUACUAGUUCCCUCUACCCAAACCUUAUUCUCUUCCUGGCCAGCCUGGGGGCCCAAAAAGGGGUGGCAUUGAGGAUUGGGCAUGCGCUGUGUUUAGACUAGUAGCUUUGUUGAAAAAUUUAAUUGUAAAGCUUCAUUGUAUCCACACAUUUUUUUAAGAAAAAUCUAUUAUCCAGAUCUGAGUGUGUUUGUUGAAGGCAUUUUGAUCUAAAAGUAUACUGUAUUCAACACUAUUUCAUUAAAAAAAAUUAUGUAUGUACUUUACAAAAUCUUAUGUUGUUCAAAGAUGGUCUUUUCAGAUGAUCAUUCCUGAUCCUGUUAAGACACAAUCUAGAGGGUUAUCUGACUUUGACUUCGACUUGCACUGUUUUUUUAAUUUGAUCCGAUUUAAGAUUGAGUCAGUUCAGUCCAACUUGAAUUGUUAGAUGCCUAGGCAUAAGCCCUAAGAUGCCUGAGAAUUUCUAAGAGAGUUCCAACUCAGUUAAUUCUCCAAAGAGUCGAAUGAGUUAUAUGUGUCGAGCUGAAUUGAUCACAUUUUGACUAGAUAUGUCUCAUUAUCUAGUUGAUGUCCACAUCUGAUUGUGUAAAUCUUUGUCAAGGUACCUUUGCCACUUGAUUAUUUUAUUGUAUGAGUGAUUCCAUCAUGUAACCUCUCAUCUCCAUGCAUAUCAUUUACACAUUGAGUUGCUUUUUUUGGGUGAUGGAUAUUUUAGUCUCCGGGCCUGGCAGGCGCUGAACCAUUAUUUGUCAGUUAACAAAGUUACUCAUUAGUGGUUUCCCUCCAUACUCCUGAACUAUAUAUUACCACUAUGUUCUGCCUGUAUAUAAAUUGCAACACUGCUCUUCAUGCUCUCUUUUGUCAUUUCAUAUGCAGUAUACUCUGUUUGCUUUCUACUUUCCCCAUGUUUGGCUAGCACGGUAUCAUAUCCAGUUAUUUGCUGAUAUUAGAUGAAAACUGCAUUUAAAACGUUUUCUGAAUACGCUUUUCAGGCAAUUUCUUUAGGAUACGCAGCGCUUUUGCUUUUGGGGCAAAGAGAUUAGCUGGGUUACUCGAAUGUCCAAAAGAUGAUAUAAUUUCUGAAGUUAACAUGUUCUUCAUGAAUACAUGGAAAAGACAUGGAAGUGGUCAUCGUCCUGAUGCUCCUGGCUCUUAUUUAUGGAAUAUGCAACCUUCAGAUAGUCCAGGACCUGUGGACGAGUCUAAGAACUCCCAUAACCAUUCAGAGCUCAGGAUGAGUGAGAAUCUUGGAUCAAUGGUUGGACAUGAAUAUCAAAAUGAUGCAGGUAUUUCCUCUCAGGGAACCUCCCCUCAGGUUGCUUCUACUGUAAGUCAACCUACUCAAGCCAUAUAUAGGCCUGGCAGUUUCUCUACAGCAUCUCGAUUACAAAAUCGAAAAACCUAUGGCAGUCAAACAGUCUCCAGAACUUCAGAUCAAAUAGAAAGAAAUGUGCGUUCCAAUGAACCUGUUCAGGGUGCCAAGGUCCAAAAAUCUCCCAGGCCCAACUACGUUUCAAGUGAAUCUGAAGGAGUGAGUAGGUUUCAAUUUUCUCGGACAAGAUCCAGUCCGGAGCUUAGUGAUACAUCGUCUGUUGGUUCUAGUCGAAGGCAAACCAAAAUACCAGAAACAGUCAAAAGUCAUAUUACUUCGUCAAGGCCAGAGCAUGCCGGCAGAAUGAAGAAUCUGGGUUCAGAAAUACCAACUAGCCAUUAUUCCAGAUUCUCGGUCAACGAUUCUUCAUCUUUGAGGCACAGUUCGUCCAAUCAAAGUCUUGAUGUAGCCACUGAUUCCAACCGCAGUGCAAAUAGUUAUCACAGUGAUGCUGGUUUUGUUACAUCAAGUGAUGAGUUUAGUUCAAUCACUGAAGCUCUAAUGAGGCAACAAGAAGAGCAAGAUCUGGUUAAUAUGAUGGCAUCAUCCAAAAUUAGUAAUUUGAAUGGGCAAGUUCAGCUGCCAAUGAGUAUGCCUUCUGCCCUGCCAUUCCCAUUACCCCCUUCAGUGCUUGCAUCAAUGGGAGAUCCUCGAAAAAGUCUAGCCGGAAUUCUCCCUGGAAAUAUACCUUUGAUCAAUCCCCAUGGCGGAUCUAUCAUGCAAUUUCCUCACGGUCUUCCUUCUUCCCAGCUGCCUAGAUACUUUCAUAAUGCUGGGUUGGUGUCAAAUCCAGAAGAGAUUACUGACUCUGGUCACGAGAGCUCAAGCCUGAGGGAGGUGACAGUUGAAGAUGAUAAUGGGUUCUGGCCAGAACAGGAAAGCGUAUCUAGAGGGUCGACUCCAGAUAGGAGAAACUUUCAGAGGUUCCAUUCUGACGACAGACAUUCGUCUUCCAUGGGAGUCAACUCCUCUUCCUUGGGAGCUGACAAUUCGAGUGAUUCUUUCAAUAGGGGUCAGCAUAGCUUUGUUAGAGAAAAUAGGCUAGCCAGGGUAGAGCCUAGUGACAGUUUCCAGCAUCAGAAUGAUAGAGGUCAGGAGACCUACUCCACUGACACCGCUACGAAUUCGAGAUUUAUGGCAAACGCACAGGCGAGCUCCUCGAGGAGCAGCUCUUUCUCUGAGAGUUCCUGGGAUGGAUCGUCCAUGAAGGCACCCAAGCUGGCAAGAGAUAAGAGAGGAAGGAAACCAGCUCCUGUACUCUCAUCGGCAUCUUAUGUGGUAUCCAAGAGAGGGUUACAGUAUGAUGAAUCCUCUUCUGUUAAUGUUUCAGUUCCUGGAGAGGAUGAACACAAAGACUGGAUUCCACUCGCAGCAGAGAGGAGCAUGGUACCCUCUUCUUUGGCUCCAGGACUUUCUCAUAGCCACCAGUUGUCAGGUUUUGAACCCAAGCAGUUGGGUGGUUCAGAUUCAAUGGUUCCUAUGGCACCCAUGCUGGUUAGCGCUGGUUCACAGCCAAGGACAGGGGAUAAUGCUGGAGUUAUAUUUUACCCUAUGGGGCCUCCGGUUCCAUUUUUAACGAGGUUCCCAAUCUGGAAUUUUCCUUCUGAAUCGGGAAACUUUGAUGGAUCAGUGAGUCUAGAUGACAACGGGCUUGAUAAUGGGCAUUUAAAUCCACCUGACAAGAACUUCGAUAUGGGGAGAAAUCUUGAGCAUUUAGAAGCUCGUUUAAGUCCUAGCUCUGCUAAGGGUGCAUCUUUUGAACAUCUGGAGGAGCACAAUCGUGACAUUCUCAACAGCGACUUUCUCAGUCAUUUGCAAAAUCUGCAGUAUGGAAGGUUCUGCCAGGACACGCAUUACCCUGGACAAUUUAUGUAUCCUUCACCCAUGGUUUUCCCCACAGUGUACUUACAAGGUCACUUCCCAUGGGAUAGCCCCGGUAGACCUCUACCGAACAAUGUGAAUCUAUUCCCAUUCACAGGUUAUGGCCCUCGGCUUGUACCCGUAGCUUCCUCCCAGCUGAAUCAAAAUAGGCAGCCUGGCGUUUUCCAACGCUACGGAGACGAAGUCCCAAGAUACCGCGGUGGAACUGGAACAUAUCUGCCUACUCCUGUAAGUUAAUCCGUCUGAUGGAGCUGAGUAUUAUUCAUAGAUGCAUCAAAUACCAUCACCCAAUUUUUUUAUUCAAUGCUUACUUGUCCGAUCAGGCUCUGUUUCUCAAAAAUUAUGGUUUCGAGUAGACCUGUACAAUUGGGGCAUUGUAGAAACAUGACCAUUUGCGGUGUUCUAUGUUGUCCUGUCAAUUUUUUUUGUUUUACCAGCCUUAAGCUUGGUAAUAUUGGUAAAAGAUUAGUAUGUUUGCAUGUUCCUUAAUUAGUUGAAACAGGAGUACUUGUGAGAUAUGCCAACCCUCAUUCAGAGGCACUUUGAAAACCAAGUAGCAAUCGAAACGGAUAGUUGUAAAAUUUUAAGAUGACUGAUGUGGUUUUUAUUUGAUGUUCAUUCCACCCUGAAAUAUUAUAAUAGUUCAUAUAGAAGAGGUUUUUUCUAUGCACAUUGGUCGUACUGAGAGUCAGACUAUUCUGCAAAGCACAUUAUCAUCAUGUUAGUGGCAGAAUAAAAAAAAAAUCUUUAAUUUUUCUUUAUAGCUUCUUGGGUUUUUUGCUUGUGGGAAUUUUUUUUUAAUGGUUCCUUUCCAUAAAACCGCAGAAAGCAUCGUCGUACAGGGACCGACAAUCUUCACGUGGACGGAAUCACAAAGGGAACUACAACUACGAACGGAGCGACCAUGCUGACCGAGAAGGGAGCUGGACCAGCUCAAAGUCUCGAGCCGCCAAUCGCAGCCACGGCCGCAACCAAGCCGAAAAGUCAAAUCCAAGGCCCGACCGGUCGUCUGUGCCGGAUAACCGAUCCAACAGGCCUUGGGAUUCACACAGGAACGAGCCCACGCCCUCCUACCAGAACCAGAAUAGUUCAUUCACUGCAUCGAGUAAGCAGGUGUCGGCGAACGUGCCACAUGGCAUGCACCCAUUGGGUGUGGUGAACUCAAAUGGCAUCAACUCAGCAGGAGCCAGCGUCCCCUCAGUCGUGAUGUUAUAUCCUUAUGAGCCUUCCCACUCUGACUACGAGUCCUCACAGCAACUUGAAUUUGGCUCACAGAGGCCGGUGCAUCUCGUUGCCACUGGUGAAGUGCCACGACCUGCAGACAGAGGGCCAAUGAGGCCUGUCUUUGACCAGAGGCAAGGGGCUUAUGAUCAGCAGGCCUCCCCGCACUCUUCACCCGAGCAGCCAUCUUCGCCCCAAGUCCACCGAAGGUACAAUCCUUUCUCCUCUUGAUCCCCCUCUUAUGGUUUUUCUGGGCUUUUUCUUAGUGUUUUUUCUUUUUAUAAAAAAAAAGGAGAUAAUCAGAGGUAGUUGGGUGAAAAUUGGUCUUUCUUGUGGUUAAAAAAUUGAUAUUUUUCAUAUUCUUUGGUCUUCCUUUUGCUGGAUGAAGAUUAUGAACCGUGUUCGUUUGAUUUCGGCCACCUACUGGUCUCUGUAUGCUGGUUUAGAGCCCACAUUCUUUGUUAUAUUUUCAAAAGCUCAGCAUUCUUAGAACAUCAUCGAUAAUAUUCAGUAAAUUUAAUUUUUACUUUUAGAAAAUAUUUUGGAGAUUGCAGAUGUGUUGGUUAUCCCUGGUGAAACCCUUAUUUUGGCUGAUGAAGGAGAGAGAGAGAGAGAGAGAGAGAGAGAGGCUUCGGUUGAUGAUUACAGUACAUCAUUGAAAGGGUUUCAAACAGAUGAUCAGUGAACGGCUACCGAGAAUAACGAUUUUGGUGGAUCAAAACUUGGAUUUUUUUUCCUGUUUGCUCAUAAACCCCAAAUAUUUUGAUGAGAUUACUGCGGAAAUCCUGGAUGCCCAAUUGUUUUCAGAAGGUGGCCGCGUAUGAUCUGUGAGGCUGUCAACUAACCUCACCUGUUGCAUUAAUGUUUAUAUAGUUUGGGAUUAUUCGAAGAGAUUUCAUUUCCUUUUUCUGGUUAGAUUUUUAUUACUGAUGAUUUACGUCCUAUCUUAGCGUUAUUUCUGCCUAAAAAUUGACUAUGGUGUUUCCAUUGCGUCCAUCUUGACAGGGGGAUUUGACUUGAGGACCCAUAGAUAACAUUCAGCUCUCUCUCUCUCUCUCUCUCUCUCUCUCUCUCUCCCCCUCUCUCCCUCUCUCUCUCUUAACAGGCUCAAACAUGUUUCUAUGAUCAUUCUUGUAAUCUGUGUGUGAAUCUUCUCUCCCCUUGCAAGGGUUGACGAAUGUAUGUACACAAGUUAAUCUCUCUCUCUCUCUCUCUCUCUCUCUCUCUCUCUCUCUCUCUCUCUCUACCCGGGUCCUGUUCGGGUGACAGUGUUGUAGGCUAUGAUUUCUAAGAGCUCAUGACCAAUCACCCUAGAACUUAGUAUCCUUGCUGCCCUUUUAUUUCGUCUCUUAUUUCGGUUUAUGAAUCAACUUGGAGUCUUUUGGCGUCUACGAGGGGGGACGGAUCAUAUCAGAGGACCCUCUUGUUAUUAUCUGAUGUAAUGGGGAUGGGCGGAUGGAUGGAAGUCAGUGGCUGAAUCUAUAAUCAUGAAUGUAAGUUAG